Molecule: messenger RNA, 6569 nt
Organism: Oncorhynchus mykiss (rainbow trout)
Lineage: Eukaryota; Metazoa; Chordata; Actinopteri; Salmoniformes; Salmonidae
Source: RefSeq, a predicted model, not a curated record
GGUGACCUUCACUACCAUGACCCGCAAGGCUGCAGCCUCCCAGACCAGCCUCACCCUCAGCAGGGGAAAGAGAAGCUACCCAGACCUACACACCUUUGUGCAGGACAUGAAGGAUGGCCAUUGGAAUCUGCUGAGUGAGAAUAUGCAUGCCGGGAUGAGCAGAGAUGAGUUUAGUGCUAGGUGCAUGGAUAUUACAAAUUGGGUGAUGGAGUCUACAUCCACUGUGGUCGUUCCCGCCCUUGACCUCACCAUGCAGAUCAGGCUCUCUGAUUCGUCGAGCUCUUCUGGAUCAGGAAGUAAUGAGGCUAGAGAAGUGACCUCUCUUGGCCGCAGCGUCAGAUUCAGCUUUCGUGGUGGACCCAGUAGACGCACCAGUUCAAGAACUACUUGCAGCACACAAACUCCCACGCCUUUCCCCUCCUCUCACAGGUCCAUGACCUCUUUGCUGAGUGAUGACGAAGAGAGAUAUGUCUCCUCACCUGAGGGUGGUGAUAGAGAGAUGAGACACAGACCCCACUCGGCACCACUGAGUUCUGUGUUUGGAAUCUCUGAGGAUUCUGUCUUCAACAUGGUCCAGAGAGGCCAGUCGCAGAGUGGCAUCGUACUGUCAUCCAGUUGGAGUAGACGGGAGAAAUACAGACCUGUCAAAAUACCAACGGACACCAGGUUUAUGAUGGGUAUUGUAGAGUUGGUUAUGAACCUUCUCAACUCCAGAUUGGCUGAGCUAAUGCGAAGUUUCAGUCAGGGAACUCUAGGUCCGCUGUCUGGUAGUAUCUCAGCAAGUCAGCAGUUUGCCCAAGAAAUGCUAAGCAUGGUGUCUGCUAAGAUGUAUUCCCAUGCCAUAGAGCAUAUUGCGCACGGCUACAAGUCUCCCCUUGAGUUAGAGCGGGAGCUUGAGGCCAUAUUGGGUCCUCUGGCUGGACAGGUUAUAGUCAUCAUCAUAGAUAGCAUCUUUAAGGCUAAAGCCAACGGAGGAAACAAGGGACGAGCGACCAGCCCCUUGACCUAUUUUCUCACUGCCGUUUCGGCAGAAAUACAAAGCCUAGUUGUUCAGAGAUCGGCUAGCAGACCGUCCACCAGACUGUCCAUCAACGACCCACUGCUGAACAUUUCCAAGUCAAAGGUCUUAAGAUCAGUUCUGCUCAAAAUGGCAGAACUCUUUGGCCAAGGUCCAAGUGAAACCUGUCUAGUUCCAGUAGUCCAGAGUCAGUCCGACAACUCUGUUUGCGACUGGACUCUGAAUGCAGGCACCGUUCAUCCAAGUCAAUUUCUGUCCCACAACAGAAUGUCAGAAGUGUCAUCCGAUGUUGUGGAUCUUGUACUUGAGGUUUUUGGGAUAACAGGAUUUUUGGAUAGCAGGAGCCCGUCAAGGCCACAGAGUGCCUGCUCCUACAACUCAGCUAGUGGAGCAAUAGAUAUGAGAGCUCUUGCUGGGGACUUGGUCAGACAGGUGUCUGUCAAACUCAGACCCUUUGUCUCUGAGAGUCAACUCUCCACCAUGUCCAUGACAGAUCUGUCAUCUAUUUCUGACUCCACCUUGAAGCAGUUGUGUUGUAGCUCUGCUGUUGCUGCAGCAACGGUCUGUCAAGCAAUCAAAAUGGAGCUCGAGAACCAGAGACCAACCGACCUGUCAGCCAGAGACCUACUAUCGUCUCUGGUAGAGAGCAUUGAGGACAUGGAUAUUUCUGACAUCCUCCAGGGCCCGUCGGCCAUUUUGGAGGAGGCUGCUAUGAUUAAGCACCCAGAGAUCUCCACCUCGACAAUAUACAGGUCUCUGCUUCUCGACUCAUCUCUCGCCUCCUCUAACAUGGUCACUGAGAGCAUUAUCUUCAACAGCCCACCCCCAUCAGAGGAGAAUGUGAGUAUUCAGAAUGUGCUCCCUGUUGAUAAAGUUGACAUCCUCCAUGGUCAACCAGUGGAGGGGUAUAUUGUCAAAGCUGAGCAAUGCAUCACUCAGGUCAUUCAGGAUGCAGCUGUGACAUAUACUAGCGUGCUGGAUAAAACCGACACUGGGAAACUGUCAGAAGUUCUGUCUGUCUGCUUUUCCGCUAAGAAUAUUGAGGAUGCAUCCUCUGAUCUAUUUGGUGGAAUUAUUUCCGACCUGCAUGAGGUAUCUGAGGUCAAUAAGACCUCCAUGCGUACGAAAUCAGGUCGCAAAAUGUUCUGGAUGGAAGUGAGUUCAGGUUCCCAGAAGAUUUAUACCAAAACCCUGGACAAACUGAGGAAGCUUUUCACCUCUCACCUUCUCACUGAGGGAAAAAAUACUCCUGUGCAAAUUGAGUUAUAUGACACUGGACUACUUGUAACUGAGACCACUGUGGAGGUAUCUCCUGUACAGAAGACAGACAGUAAUACCUCUUCAAUGUCCUCAGCCCACCAGCUCACCCUCGACACCUGCACUAAAGGGGUCAUCAAACAGGUGAUCUCGGUGCUGAGGGUGGAGACUUCAAAGGAAGUCAAAUGCGAGAGCAUGUCAAAUGCAUCCUUCGACUUCAACCAGAAGUUGGACUCUAUAAUUUCGAAAUUGGAGAGCCUCACCAUUUCGAGAUAAAACAACAUAAAAUUGACAUACAGUAGUGUUAGUUUACAACAGAAGGUCAGUAAACAAAUACAGGUAGAACAAAACCAUAACUUUUUUCUCUCAACAUUGAAAGUCAAUAUAUAUAUAAAAAAAUAUUUAAAAAAAUAAAAAGCAAUUUUUUCAGAAUGGCACAAAUUCCCCGAUAUCAGGGUACUCAUGUCAACAUGUCAGCCAAGAUUGCCAGAUGUAAAUAUGGUAACCACAUUUAUGGAAAGAUGCAAAUUUGUACAGCAUAUUAAUAUAUGUACAAAGACAAAUUAAAAGUGGGAGAAAUUACUUUUCCCUCCAUCUAACCAAUAAGCUCAUCUGCACAGAAAUAAAGACAGAAAUAAAGAUGUCAACAUGUCAACAUGUCAGCCAAGAUUGCCAGGCUCACGCGAUCUCGUAGUGCAGCCAGCAGAUCCUCUAACAUUUCCAUCCAGAGCUUUCACAGUGCUGAGUUCCAAGCUACGGCCAAACUGAAUGUGCGUGAGGCCAUUCUCAGAGCUGCUAGCGAAGCCAACUGUUCUUUGCCACAGAGCAUGACUAGCAGGACCUUCUCACACCAUGUGGUUUCUACAACUGAAGAUAUAGUGAAUAUGAUCAUGCAAGACCUUGAAAGUCUAUCCCGGUACACAGUGGAGGACGCAGACUCCUUCCCACUAGAAGAGAAAAAGCUGCAGUCCCAGCUCAAUCCCAGAGUUGUCUUUGACACCUUAUUGGAUGCUGCUCAAACCAUGUACCACAGAGUAAAGGAUAGACUGAACGUCUUUUUGUCUUUUCCACCCGUGUCAGUCACCACAGCCAAAGAUGUGCUGGACUCCACCCCUGUGGAGACACUCAGAUGCUCAAAGUCCCCUGACACUGCUCUUGUUAAGGACAGGAGCCGCCCUCCGUCUGUGAGAAGUGAGAAGCCAUUUUCAAAAGUCAGUUUGACUAAAAGGUCUAAAGCCCUUGUGUCUUCGAGUGGCUCCUCCACAGACCACCAUGUAAUUGACACAUGCAGUGAGGAUGUCACUCUGCCCCCCAGGAGUAUGUCAGUUGUGAGCGACACCAGUUUGAAGAGAACCUCUCCUCUCCAUGGUAGUGGAUUGAGUGCAAGUUGUGAACCUCUUGUGGCUCUACAAGACGGAACAGUGGCAGUCAGCCAAGAAGGCUUUAGCAAAACUGCAAAGGAGACGCUCAGCUUGAUCCUAAAUGUGAUCAAGUGCAGAUUGGCCAACUCUGAGAGUUCAUCUGUUGGGCAGAAUGCAAGGGAGGAGCGUCUGAUAACCACUAACAUGUUAGACUCUCUACUGGAGAGCCUUGACCUGUUGCCUGACAUGAGUGCUGCCAAUGAGAUCACAAGGACAGAAUGCCAUACCUCUAACGCAAUGGACAAGACAGGUUCACAGUCAGCGCUUGUGAAUCAACAAGAAAUAAACAUAUCUGACACCAGUCUCAUAGUGAAAACUAUAAUGGACACAUUGAAGACAGACGACCCAGAGAUGACUUCAGCAGAAGAAAAUCUGGAUAGACUCCUGUCAAUUGAAGCCCUUCAAGAUGCGUCUGGCAACCUGAUCGCAAAGGUCCAUGGUCUCAUUCAGGAGAUAACCAUAAGCCGCCAGCUUCAAUCCACGACUGGCCACAGAAGCCUCUCUCAACCAGCUCUGCCAAAGCCAGCACUGAGGAAGCUGUCAAAGCACGAUGCGUCAGAGCUCGUUUACAGCUUUGCCCAGACUUCUGUUAGCAGACUCCUGGGGCAGUGUUUGGUUAGGCCUAUGCCACCCACCGCUGACAGGGUUUUGGAUCAGGUCAUCAAGUUGAUGACAGACAUGGUGAUGGACAGCCUGACUGAUCUGUCCAAGUCUGCAAUGGAUGAUGGUAAGUGAAAGUACCUCUUCAUCUGCAUAGGACUUCAUUGUAACAUGAUGCUCACUACAUUGCGUUUUAUGAUGUGAACUUUGCUGUUUGCGUCCAAAAUGGCACCUUCUUCCAUAUUUAGUGCACUACUUUUGACCAGAGCCAGACCCUAUGGGCCCAGUUCAAAAGUUGUGCACUAUAAAGGGAAGAGAAGGCCUUUUGGGACACAGUGACUGAUUUCCAUUGUUGCGUCCUCUUCUCCCAGUUAUUGUACCCAGGUCGGUCACACCAGCUUGCUCUUCUUACUCAGACACCAGCAAUGCCGCAAGUGACAUCACUCAUGGUAUUGUGGCUGACCUUAAUGCUACUGAGGAAUUCCCUGCCAGGGGCCUUAGCCCGGCUGAUGUAAAGGCUGACGGCAUGGCCCGCCUUCCCUCUGCCAGGGGGGAAGAGACUAAGAAGAACAGGAAGUGGCAUUUCCUACACAAAAUUGUCAAGAUUCCAAAGAUCAGGAUUAAGCUGUUCAAGACAAAGGGGGAACCAAAGAGCCACCCUGAACAGGAUUCUCUGCCUACCAAACGUCUCAGAGAGACUCGUAUUUCACAGGAUGCUGAGUGUGAGGUUCCAUCCACUUCCCCACCCAAGGAGGCCCUGACAACCACACUGGCCCCUGCUCCCCAGGAGUCCCAGUCCCGUAAACGCCCUCUCAUAGUCAGGGUGUUACGAGCUAUCUCCAGAGCCGUCUCCAAACCAUUCAGAGAAGCUUUUGGGAAGAAGAAUUAGCCAAAUGCCAGAUUUUAUUACUAUUUUAAUCAGAGCCUUUAUUUAAUAAAACAUUACUGCAUGGAUUUCUGUCUAUAGUCGUCUUACUGUUUGUGCAAGGUAAUGGUACCACAUUGUCAAACAUAGUUAUAGUGAAGCACUGUUUAUGAUUAUUGAUUGUGGAAAUCACAUUUUAAUACAGAAAAGAUGUCGUCACAUAAAGUCAGACAUAUAGGAGAAAACUCCGUUGACUAUUCACAUGAUCAAGACACAACUAAAGCCAUGAAUGGAUCAUAUUAUUAUACCUUUAUUUCAACAAGGAACACAGACUGAGACCAAGGUUUCUUUUACAGCUGGGCCCUGCGUAGACAUGUUACACAUUCAGUUUAGCUACAAUGAUUAAGAAACUACACAAGACAAACAAGACCAUCACAGAUAACACAAAAAUACAGCAGCAGAUUAUUACGUUUGCACACAGGUUAUUCCCCUAACAGCACAAUAACUUGCAUUACCCGAAAGUUACAAGCAAUACAGAAAUAAAAAUCCUCCAAUAAUUAUUUAAAAUGGGCAACAGGGGGACAAGAGUCUCAAAUGUAAGUUUAGUCUGCAGGCUUUUCCAUUGGCAAGGAGCGUAACAGGAAAAGGCAGCCAUACCCAACUCUGUGGAAAUCGCAUGGACCUCAAGCGUAAUCCAUGCUUGAGACCUGGUUUUAGGAAUUCUAAUUCUAAUAUUGAUGAGUGAUGAUAAAUAAGAUGGUAGUUUAUUCAGAAGUGCUUCAUAGACAAACACGAGAACAUAUUCUCGUCUCAUGGACAGCGAAGUCCAACCCACAUUUUGAUACAAAACACAGUGGUGAGUUCUGUAGCUAGCGUCCGUAAUAAACCUAAGUACUCAAUGAUAAAUAGCAUCCAGCGAUUUAAGUGUUGAUGCCGUAGCAUGCAUGUAGAUAAUAUCCCCAUAAUCUAUAACAGACAUAAAAGUAGCUUGCACAAUUUGUCUUCUAUUUGUACAGGACAAACAUGUCCUGUCUCUAUAGAGGAAGCCUAGCUUGAUUUUUAGCCGUUUACAAAGUUCGUCAAUAUGCAUUUUAAAAGACAGUUCAUCAUCCAACCAUAUCCCUAAGUAUUUAUAUGCAGAGACCUGAUUCAUUCGAGAACCAUGUAAGCUCUUGUAAGUGCAAGUGUAUUUUCAACCAACUUUUUGAACCUAUUAAAAAUCAUAAAAUGUGUUUUCUUUGUUUCUUGUUUUAAAUGUACAUUUUAUUUUAACAAUUUUAAAACAAGAUGAACAGAGAACAGUUGUUACACUUUCUAUGAAGCCCAUAUAUAUAAUGCAUACACUCAAGUCAUACACUCAUAAUUAUUUAAUUGAGUUAAGUAUAAGUGCAGUUAUAAAAACAUAAUG